UUCUUCGAAUUCACGAUCUUAAAGUCAUAUGAUUCACAGCAAAUAUAGCAACAAAUAUCUCAAUUGGUAUUUUCCAAAGCCACGAAACGUGCAUUGAGUUUGGAGCGAUAUGUGAAGUGAAGAUUGAAGACGUGAUAGAAGAUGGACGACUACUGCUAUGCUAAGAUGGCGACGUCCGCUAAAAGAGAACAUGAAAGAGAAUCAACUUCCAGCAAAUCACCAACGGAGAUAAAGACGAAAGAUGAAGACGUCCAGCAGCUGAUCGGUAAUCCAGAAGAAGUUUCCCCUCAGUUAGGGGGGAGCUCCACUUUGAAGCAGGAGACUCCACAACCACCCUGCAUUAAAAAGGAAGAGGAGGAACUCUGCAUCACUCAGGAGGGAGAGUGUCUUCUAGGACGAGAGGAAGCUGAUUACACCAAGUUUCCACUGAGUAUUCUCUCUGUGAAGACUGAAGAUGAUGAAGAGAAACCACAAGUAGACAACCUCUUAGCUCCACUAUCAGAUAGUGAGGCUGAAGACAAGGUUGAAGAACCUUUGAGCAGCGAUAAAGACUGUGAAGGUGAUAUGAGGACUCACACUGACAACAAACACUCUGAAUGCUCUACAAAGAAGAGAGGUAAAACAUGCUUGAGCUGUUCAAUUUGUAGUCAAAGUUUUACUAAAAAGAGCCAUUUGACUCAACACAUGUUAACACACACAGGAGAAAAACCAUUUAUUUGUUCAGUUUGCGGCAAAAGCUUUUCUCAAAAUAGCUUGUUGAGUCGACACAUGAGAACACACACAGGUGAAAAACCAUUUAAGUGUUCAGUUUGUGGCAAAAGCUUUUCUCAAAAUAGCUUGUUGAGUCGACACAUACUCCCAAAUUAG
Molecule: messenger RNA, 867 nt
Organism: Nerophis lumbriciformis (worm pipefish)
Lineage: Eukaryota; Metazoa; Chordata; Actinopteri; Syngnathiformes; Syngnathidae
Source: RefSeq, a predicted model, not a curated record